CUUUUUUCCUAAUUUUCCCUGUUUUUCUUUUACUUCUUUAAUAUUGGGCCCUGCCUUUCAUUCCCUGUAAGAGCCCCUUGGACGUCUGCACGUCCCUCUCCCCAACAUGGGUCUCCUCGGCAAUGCUGUCUACUACACUUUUCACCCCCUCCAAUUGAGGUCUAUCCUCCAAUGGAAAGUCUGGCACAACCCGCCCCACGAGCGUAAUGAAAAGAACGAGACGGAAAACCAAAAGCUUUGCUUUAAGUUCCUGGAUAAGACGAGUCGCAGCUUCAGUGCCGUGAUUAAAGAGUUACAUCCUGAGCUGUUGCUUCCUAUCUGCAUUUUCUACUUGGUUCUCCGUGGGCUGGAUACCAUCGAGGAUGACACCUCUAUUGACUUGAAGACAAAGGAGCCUCUCCUGCGGGACUUCAAGAAUAUCCUAACACAAGACGGCUGGAACUUCACCGGCAACCGUCCUGAGGAGAAAGAUCGCGAACUGCUGGUUCAGUUCGCCUGCGUCGUUACUGAGUUCAAAAAUAUGAAGCCUGAAUAUCAGGCCAUCAUCAAGGACAUCACUGACAAGAUGGGCAACGGCAUGGCCGACUACUGCGUGAAAGCAGAGAAGGACGAUGCCAGUGUCAAGACCAUUGAGGAGUACGACCUGUACUGCCACUAUGUCGCCGGUCUGGUCGGCGAGGGUCUUACCCGUCUAUUUGUCGAAGCCCAGUUCGGUAACCCUGCUCUAUUGAAGCGUCCCAGGUUGCACAAGUCGAUGGGACUCUUCCUGCAGAAGACCAACAUCAUCCGUGAUAUCCGCGAGGACUUUGACGAUGAUCGACGCUUCUGGCCCAAGGAAAUCUGGUCCAAGCACGUCGACAACUUCGAGGAUCUCUUCAAGCCUGAAAACUUGGAUGCCGCUCUCAACUGUGGCUCCGAGAUGGUCCUGAACGCUCUGGAGCAUGGCGAAGAGUGUCUGUUUUACCUCGCUGGCUUGCGUGAGCAGAGUGUUUUCAACUUCUGUGCAAUUCCGCAAGCCAUGGCUAUUGCCACCCUUGAGUUGUGUUUCCGCAACCCUGAUAUCUUCAAGCGGAACAUCAAGAUCACCAAGGGCGACGCCUGUGACUUGAUGCACCAGUCAACCCAGAACCUGCAGGUCCUGUGUGACACAUUCCGCAGACUCACCCGCGCUAUUCACAAGAAGAACACCCCCAAGGACCCCAACUUUCUUAAGAUCAGCAUCACCUGCGGCAAGAUCGAGAAGUUCAUUGAGACUAUCUUCCCUUCGCAGUCUGCCGAGGCCGCUCAGCGGAAGGUCACUGGCGAGCUCACUGCCGCCGAGGCCAAAAAGAAGGCAGAGGAUGCCGAGAACAAGCAGGACAUUUACUUCAUGAUGGCUCUGAUGGGUACCAUCGUUGCUAUCGUCGCUGGUCUCAUGAUCUUCACAGCGUGGAUGAUGGGUGCUCGGUUCGAUCUUGCCUUCCAGGAACUCCUUAAUGGCAACUUCCGUCCACCGCCCAAGCAGCUCGAACACCCCGAGCUUUGAUUCAAAUUCUCAUACCCACGGCGUUACGACCCUUUACUUUUUAAUAUUCGAUUCCCCAUCCCGGCGGCACCUUGUUUUACUAUUUUCGACCGCGACCGGUGCCGCGACGUGUCUUGAUAAUAACAUACUUUUUUCUUCUUUUUCUCUGUGCAUUCUAACGUUUCCCUCGACGCAGCUUUCCAGCACGGAUGUCAAAUUGCGAUCCGGCCCUUCCAUGGCCGAGGUUGUGCCGAAGAAGUGCUUAUAUUGAAAGGAGUUUUCUCCCUUUAGCCAGUGAGUACUAGAUUUUUGUCCAACGGUUCGUCCGAGGUGGCAAACAUCCAUUGAAGAUCUGGAACAUUCCUGUAUGCGUAGACUUUACGUCCAUAGUUUAAUGAUAUUAUCACGUUUACUUCCAC
Molecule: messenger RNA, 1923 nt
Organism: Penicillium canescens
Lineage: Eukaryota; Fungi; Ascomycota; Eurotiomycetes; Eurotiales; Aspergillaceae
Gene: erg9
Product: bifunctional farnesyl-diphosphate farnesyltransferase/squalene synthase
Exons: 2
Coding region: 107-1525 (472 amino acids)
Biological process (GO): ergosterol biosynthetic process; farnesyl diphosphate metabolic process
Cellular component (GO): endoplasmic reticulum membrane
Molecular function (GO): squalene synthase [NAD(P)H] activity
Source: RefSeq, a predicted model, not a curated record